Castor canadensis (American beaver) is the source of this 716-nucleotide messenger RNA. RefSeq names its product histone H2A type 1-B. Gene Ontology annotation, molecular function: structural constituent of chromatin; DNA binding; protein heterodimerization activity. Lineage: Eukaryota; Metazoa; Chordata; Mammalia; Rodentia; Castoridae. The record is from RefSeq and is a predicted model, not a curated record. Gene Ontology annotation, cellular component: nucleosome.
GUUAAGGCUGCAGAAGUUGCAUUGCCGAUUGCAUAAAAUAUAAUCCUGGAAGGAAGGGUCAUAUGCAAAUAAAGGAUGAAAAUUCUUAUCUGCCAUUGGGUAAUUGAUAUUAGCCAAUGGGAGAACUCUACACAGGCUACCUCCAGUCAGUAUAAAUAUUUCUCAUUCCAGCUCUUUAUGGUACUCUGCCUUCUUGUUCUUGUGGAGCUUGUUCGUUUGUUUGUAGCAGUCAUGUCGGGUCGCGGAAAGCAGGGCGGCAAAGCUCGUGCGAAGGCCAAGACUCGAUCUUCCCGUGCAGGUCUGCAGUUCCCUGUGGGCCGCGUCCACCGACUCCUACGUAAGGGUAACUAUUCCGAAAGGGUGGGAGCUGGCGCCCCUGUAUACCUGGCGGCCGUGCUUGAGUACUUAACUGCGGAGAUCCUGGAACUGGCUGGGAAUGCAGCUCGAGAUAACAAGAAGACUCGCAUCAUCCCGCGCCACUUACAACUUGCCAUCCGAAACGACGAGGAGCUCAAUAAGCUUCUAGGUCGCGUGACCAUCGCGCAGGGCGGUGUGCUGCCCAAUAUCCAAGCUGUACUGCUGCCUAAGAAGACUGAGAGCCACCAUAAGGCUAAGGGCAAAUAAAGUGAUUCCACAGCAGCCUCUUCGGGCUAACAAAGGCUCUUUUCAGAGCCACCCACUAUUUCAGUAAGUGAGCUGUCCUGCUUGCAAUUAAU